Molecule: messenger RNA, 1922 nt
Organism: Aricia agestis (brown argus)
Lineage: Eukaryota; Metazoa; Arthropoda; Insecta; Lepidoptera; Lycaenidae
Gene: Hlc
Product: probable ATP-dependent RNA helicase DDX56
Exons: 10
Coding region: 180-1880 (566 amino acids)
Cellular component (GO): nucleolus
Molecular function (GO): nucleic acid binding; ATP binding; RNA helicase activity
Source: RefSeq, a predicted model, not a curated record
GUUCAUUUUGCCACUGUCAAACAAAAAUAAAAACAUGUUUUUAGUGGUUUCGUAAAUUAAUUUUUUUAGUUAAAAUUAAGUUAAAAGCACAAUUUAUAUUCAAGUUAUAACAGUGUGAAGAACAAUACAAACAAUUGUACAACAUUUACGUGAUCGGUAACCAUAAGUAGGCAACAAAAAUGACUGACGACAAAAAGGUUAUGUUUCAUGAAAUGGAGUUAGAUGAUCGUAUUUUAAAAGCGAUCUCCCAGCUAGGAUGGCCACACCCGACUCUAAUUCAGGAGACGGCGAUCCCGUUGCUGUUGGAAGGCAAAGAUGUGCUGAUGCGGGCGAGAACAGGGUCGGGAAAGACGGCGGCGUUUACCAUACCCGUGAUACAGAAGAUACUAAACCUCAAGAAUACAAGUGCACACCAGUGUAUACGGGCUCUCAUACUAUCACCCAGCAAAGAACUUUGUGGACAGAUUGCAUCAGUUCUAAAGGAUCUAACAAUAAAAUGUGCCAGAGAAGUGAGAUGUAUAGACAUUUCGUCCAAUGGUGACAUGACCAUACAGAAGUCCCUUUUAGCAGACAAGCCAGACAUUGUAGUGGCAACUCCGUCAAGAGCAUUAGCUCAUCUGAAGGCCAAUAAUAUGAGGCUAAAAGAUGACCUUGCAGUACUCGUGGUGGAUGAAGCAGACUUGGUGUUUUCCUUUGGUUAUGAAGAUGAAAUUAAAGAGUUACUUGGUCAUUUGCCAAAAAUAUACCAAGCAGUGCUCGCAUCAGCCACUCUCUCAGAUGAUGUGUUGAGCUUGAAGAAAAUAGUCCUCCGCAACCCUGUCACAUUGAAGCUCGAGGAACCAGAGCUGGCUCCGUCAUCACAGCUCCAACACUACCAUCUGUUUGCCGAGGAGGAUGAUAAGGCGGCCAUCUUGUAUGCCCUUCUCAAAUUGAACCUUAUUAGGGGCAAGAGUAUUAUAUUCGUGAGGACAGUCGAUAGGUGUUAUAAGUUGAAGUUAUACUUGGAACAGUUUAAGAUCAGUUCUUGUGUACUCAACUCAGAACUGCCUGCCGCUGUGAGGGUUCUAUCAGUUAACCAAUUCAAUAAGGGCAAGUACCAGAUCAUUAUAGCUUCUGAUGAGAAAGCCCUGGAGAGGCCAGACGGAGGGCUACUGAGUGGAGAAGAAAUGCCAAGUAAAAAGAAGCCAAGAUCCAAGCGGAAGAGGGAUAAGGAGUCAGGCUCAUCCCGCGGUAUUGACUUCCACCAUGUGUCAAACGUUAUCAACUUCGACUUCCCUCUCGAUAUCACGUCUUACGUGCACAGAGCGGGACGUACGGCCAGAGGGAAUAAUCAGGGAUCAGUGUUGUCUUUUGUGGCAAUAAAAGAGAAGCCACUUAUGGAUGCAGUGGAGCAGCACUUAUCCAAAGGCUUCAAUGGACAGACUGUGUUACAGAAGUACUCGUUCAGCAUGUCGGAAGUGGAGGGUUUCCGGUACCGAUCUCGUGACGCGUGGCGCUCAGUGACGCGCGUGGCGGUGCGCGAGGCGCGACUCGCUGAGAUCCGCAGAGAUUUGCUUGCUUGUCAACGGCUGCAGGGUUACUUCGAAGAGAACCCUUCGGACCUGGCGGCGUUGAAGCGGGACAAGGCGCUCCACACUGUCCGGCAUCAGGCGCAGCUGGCGCACGUGCCGGACUACCUGCUGCCGGCGGCGCUCCGCAGCCAGGCGGAGGCGGAGGGCGAGGAGGGCGCGGAGCGAGACGGGGGCGAAGCGCCCGCUAAGAAGAAGAAGACGGCCAGCUUCAAGAGCGCCAAACGGCAUAAGUAUCAGGCGCGCCAGAGCGACCCACUCAAGAGUUUUGACAUAAAAAACCUGAAGAAAACACCGGCAGCCGAAACGUAGUAGUUAGUACGCCGAUUGUUGUUAAUAUACACUGUACAGUUA